CAUUAAUAACUAUUUCUCUCUUCUUCUUCCUCUUUAAACUAGAGCACUCAAGUAACGAGUAAAACGCAGAGGAGAAGAAAAGAGAGAAGGCGCAGAGUAGCAUUGACAUGCGAAAUGUGCCUCUCAGGGUUCUUAUCCUACGCCUGUUUCAAUCUCUUCCCCACCAUGAAAGUUUUCUGAUUGCUGUUUCCUCUGAAAUUCGAAGCUUCGUAGUUUCUUCUGCAUUCUCGCAAUGCAUUGGAUUACGAGAUUCUCCGCCAUCUUCUCCGCCGCAUUAGCCAUGAUUCUCCUUUCUCCUUCACUCCAAUCCUUUUCUCCGGCGGCAGCUAUCCGAUCAUCUCACCCCUACGCCGACGAAUUCAAACCACAACAAAACUCCGAUCACUCCUCCUUCAGAGAAUCUCCAUUGUUCCGUAACGCCGAACAAUGCAGAUCUUCCGGCGAAGAUUCCGGCGUCUGUAACCCUAAUCUCGUCCACGUAGCCAUCACUCUCGACAUCGAUUACCUUCGUGGCUCAAUCGCAGCCGUCAAUUCAAUCCUCCAACACUCAAUGUGUCCUCAAAGCGUCUUCUUCCACUUCCUCGUCUCCUCCGAGAUUCAAAACCUAGAAUCUCUGAUUCGCUCAACUUUCCCCAAAUUGACGAAUCUCAAAAUUUACUAUUUUGCCCCUGAGACCGUACAAUCUUUGAUUUCUUCUUCCGUGAGACAAGCCCUAGAGCAACCGUUGAAUUACGCCAGAAAUUACUUGGCGGAUCUGCUCGAGCCUUGUGUUAAGCGAGUCAUCUACUUGGAUUCGGAUCUCGUCGUCGUUGAUGAUAUCGUCAAGCUUUGGAAAACGGGUUUAGGCCAGAGAACAAUCGGAGCUCCGGAGUAUUGUCACGCGAAUUUCACGAAAUACUUCACCGGAGGUUUUUGGUCAGAUAAGAGGUUUAACGGGACGUUCAAAGGGAGAAACCCUUGUUACUUCAAUACUGGUGUAAUGGUGAUUGAUUUGAAGAAGUGGAGACGAUUUAGGUACACGAAACGAAUUGAGAAAUGGAUGGAGAUUCAGAAGAUGGAGAGGAUUUAUGAGCUGGGUUCUCUUCCUCCGUUUCUUCUGGUAUUUGCUGGUCAUGUAGCUCCGAUUUCGCAUCGGUGGAAUCAACAUGGACUUGGUGGUGAUAAUGUUAGAGGUAGUUGCCGUGAUUUGCAUUCUGGUCCUGUGAGUUUGCUUCAUUGGUCAGGUAGUGGUAAGCCAUGGUUAAGGCUUGAUUCCAAGCUUCCAUGUCCUUUAGACACAUUGUGGGCACCUUAUGAUUUGUAUAAACACUCCCAUUGACACUGGUUUCUCAGUUCGACAUAUUCAUCGCCAUGAGGACUAAACCGAAGAUUAGCGGAGUCAUUGGUCCAGACCGAAUGGUUCAACUAGAAACAAUUCUGAAGAAGAUGAGAAAACCUUGCCGGAAGAGUACUAUAGUAGUGUUGCUUCAGACAUAUUGGAGAGACGGUUUCGAAGAGAGAAAGUGUUGUAUAGGCGGUUGAAUAUGUUCUUGUGGGGAGAAAAAAUAAAAAUAUAGUUAGGUUAAAGAGUUUUUGUUGUUUACUAUUGAUUCUGAAAGUAAUUUUGUGCAAAUUACUAGUCUUACUUUGGUUUUCAAGUUUAAAAAGAUGAUUUGCCUCUCUGUCUCGA
Molecule: messenger RNA, 1669 nt
Organism: Arabidopsis lyrata subsp. lyrata
Lineage: Eukaryota; Viridiplantae; Streptophyta; Magnoliopsida; Brassicales; Brassicaceae
Product: probable galacturonosyltransferase-like 5
Exons: 2
Coding region: 233-1318 (361 amino acids)
Cellular component (GO): Golgi apparatus
Molecular function (GO): glycosyltransferase activity
Source: RefSeq, a predicted model, not a curated record